Prorocentrum cordatum is the source of this 1144-nucleotide messenger RNA. NCBI's taxonomy places the organism in Eukaryota, Dinophyceae, Prorocentrales, Prorocentraceae. The record is from the annotation of a GenBank genome assembly.
GCGCAGUGCUUCCGUUGCUUCUCCCGACCCACGCGUGCAAGCGCGCUGGUUGUGAGAGGCUCGAAGCGGUGCUGGCGCCUCUCCAAGAACGCGCAACGGAGAGAGAGAGAGAGAGAGAGAGAGUAAGAUAGAGAGAGAGAGAGAGAGAGAUGACCACCCCGCGGACGCGCGGGCCGCCGACGAGAGGUCGGCAUCGCCCCCGCAGGACUUGGCUGCGCGCCAGCGGCAGGGCCUCGACCCUGUCCGCUGCCGCGCCGACGAUGGCGAGUCAGUCAGUUUCGCGUUUUGUCACCGUCGUUCACGGCGAACGCUUCGUUGAAAUCUGCAGCAUGCAGGUCAAUCACCGACCGAUCGAAUUCGAGAGGACUGCUCAUCAGGGCCGCCCGAGGGGGAGGAGGAGGGAGGAGGAGGAGGAGGAGGAGGAGGAGGAGGAGGAGGGAGGAGGAGGCGGAGGCCAUGCACAGAAGGCGGCCUGCUGACCUGGCCACUCUGCGCGCGUGCACGCGGACGCGCAGGUGGCGCACCGCGGGGGCCACCCGUGGGAGAGAGACCCUGUAAGCGGCGGUGCUCUCCCCUCGGGCGCCCAGCACCCUGCAGGCCGCGGGCCGCGGGCCGCGGGCCGCGGGGCGCGGGCCGCGCUGUAAACGGCGGCCCGACCGGGCAGAUCGCAUGUGGAUCUUGCACGGAGCCCAGGCGCGACUAGAGGCAGAAGCAAAUCGGCAGGAAUAGGCGGCGCGACGACCCUUCCUCCACCGUGCAGCUGACGGGAGAACGCACGGUGCCUCCUCUGAAGCUUGGGGCAACCGUGCGGUGCCCGACGCUGGAGGGGGCUGCCAGGUCGGCCGCGGAGCCCGGCGGCUCGCUGGAGACCCUCGGCGCCGCCCCCGCGGGCUCUCUCGCCGCAAGGGCGCGCCGGGAGCCACCGCGCGCCGACGGCCCCCCCCCCCCGCAGCCGUGCCCCCGGCCCGAGGCUCCCGGGGGAGUGCCCGGCCCCCAGGGGUGCAGAGUGCUGCGCACGGCCCCGGCCGCUGCCCGUGGCCAGGCACGAGCUGGGCUGGCCGAAGGCUGCCACCUGGGUUUCGCGUACCCCUUUGCGCAGGGGGCAUCACAUCCACCCCGACAGUAACCACUCCGACGCGCGAAG